UUUCACAUUUUUCGAGUUGACGGCCCAAGCGUUUCCCGACGUCGUCUCUUUUCAUUUCUUUUCAUUUCUCCGAAGCGAGCGGUUCGCCAGCAGUUCGUUUUAUUUUCUCGCCCGGAUCAAAAGGAAUCGUGUCGCAUCACAUCUAAUAGCACGCGCGUCGGCAGAAAGUGAAAAGUGUUCAGUGCAGUGAGUCGUGAGUACAAUGAUUCUGGAUGUGGAACAUCCUCAGCAAGGCAUCUCCAAUGCAUGCCUCGCUGUGCGCCAGUCGCACUACCGGUGGCGGUUCUCGCACAAGCGGGACCUGCACUUCCAGCCAGCGGGCGAGCAGGAGCAAAAGCCCUUGCACCAGUUUUACCGUAGCCUGAUGGCGGGCAACCGUCGGUGCGGCGGUCGCGUCGUCAGCCGCCACCACUACUUCAAGCAAAGUCGCGCCUUCCUGUGGUUCCUGCUGUGCAACUUGCUGGUCGCCAUACCCCCCAUCCAGUCCCAGCUGCUAAUCAACGUCCAGAAUCAGGGCGGCGAGGUAAUCCAGGAAAGUAUCACCUCCAACAUCGGCGAAGACCUGAUAACGCUAGAGUUCCAGAAGACAGACGGCACGCUAAUCACCCAAGUCAUAGACUUCCGCAGUGAGGUUCAAAUCCUCAAGGCCCUGGUGCUGGGCGAGGAGGAGCGCGGCCAGAGCCAGUACCAGGUCAUGUGCUUUGCCACCAAGUUCAACAAGGGCGACUUCAUCUCAUCGGCGGCGAUGGCCAAGCUGCGCCAGAAGAAUCCGCACACCAUCCGCACCCCCGAGGAGGACAAGGGCCGGGAGACCUACACGAUGAGCAGCUGGGUGCAGCUCAACCGCUCCCUUCCCAUCACAAGACAUCUCCAGGGCCUCUGCGCCGAGGCCACCGACGCCACCUACGUCCGGGACGUCGACCUCAAGGCCUGGGCGGAGCUUCCGGGCUCGUCGAUCUCCAGCCUCGAGGCAGCCACCGAAAAGUUCCCGGACAUGCUCUCGACGCGCUGCAACGAGGUGAGCAGCCUGUGGGCGCCCUGCCUCUGCACCUUGGAGACCUGUAUCGGGUGGUAUCCCUGCGGGCUCAAGUACUGCAAAGGCAGGGGCACCCAGGUGGCGGCGGACUCGUCGGGGGCGCAGCAGCAACAGCAAACGAAUUACCGCUGCGGCAUCAAGACCUGCCGCAAGUGCACACAGUUUACCUAUUAUGUGCGCCAGAAACAACAGUGCCUCUGGGAUGAAUGACGGCGCGGAGAACUGCAGCUGAUGCAGAUGCAGAUGCGCUGCGCCAGGCGGCUGCAGAAUGACACCGAUGCCUGUCGGGGCGUGGGAAUUGGCAGUGAGACGGCGGCAGCAACAGGAACAACGACGCCAGCAACAAAAACAGUCCAAGAUACAAUGGCGACAACAACGACUACCAACAAAUUACGGCAACUGCUCUUGUUGGUGCAGCAGCAGAUGCCUUUUGCUCUUUGGAGCUUUCCGGUCCAUCAGAUUUCGCAAUACCAGCCCUAUUCCCAUUCCCCGAAGCAGAAAAUGUCCCAGCAGCAUCAGCAUCGAGUUACCACCACAUUGCACCACCCAUCAUCAUCAUCCAGGUCCUCAUCAACCUCCACAGCCUCUCUGGCGGCCAUCGUUGCGUGAUAAUGAACGCCUGGAACAUCCAAUGUUGCCACCCUCUCCUCGGACUCAAUGGGCCAACAAAGAAGAACUGAGUGGAGUGACACUCCUUCCGCUCACGAUUCAAGAUUCUGGACACUAGCAUUGGAACUGCAACUAGGAGUGAAGGCAAAUAUUUGUAAAAACUUGCUUCUGUAUACUAUGUAUAUACAUACUUAGCUUUUAGCCAACCUAUGUUUACCGAUUACGCCGCAUUACGUUGUAGAUAUAAUAGGGUAGCAGUCCCAAAUCCAUUGAAACCCAGGGAGCUCGCCCUUCUUUUUGGAAAACAAUUUUCAGUUAUUUUUUACUAUUUCUAUUCCAGCUACCAUUGGCCUGCUUUCUCCACCCAUCUGCGUAUACAUUGUCUGCUGAAAUUUUAUUUCAAUUACCCUUUCACGGCGAUUUAUGCUUCUUUAUUUGUCCUCUCCUUCACUGUACUUUUCCUGAAUAAAGCCUGACUAGAUGUACCAGAAAUGCUGGAAAAGGAAUCAGGCUGCCAGCAUGUCCCCCGCCAUUCCGCUGAGCUCAAGAACAUUAAGUAGGUAUAGACUAUAAAUUAAUUAAACGUGGCCUUAGCAUAUUUCACGAGCGGUAGACGAAAAGGAAUUAAUUGAAUAAUGGAAUUUGUCGGGCCGAACAGCCGAACUCAUAAUUAAUUGUGCUCAUAAUAGUUGUAACCGAAAACCAGUAGAGAUCAUGAUUUAUUGUAUUGCCACACUUAGGGGAUAGUGAGUGUGAGUACUCCAACUGAAACGACUGCCGCACUAAAGCUUUUCUACUUUUUUUUCAAAAAUAAACAUAUAAAUGUAUGUAUUUAUGGCUGUUUUGAACCACAGUCCCGUCUCCUCACUCUUACUUUUUCUCCUAUCUUAAAUCUUCUAUAAAAAAUUAACCAAAACCGAAAACACGCCUGCCUCUUUGCCUUUUGACUUGUAACUCUCCACUUUGUAUUCGAAACAACUGAAAUACCUUACGGGAAAAUAUCUUAAGCAAGUUUAUGAUACCAAUAACAAACAAUACUAAGAACAAUAAUCUAUUGUAUAAAUUUCAAGAACCUAGUCUACUUAGAGUGUUAGAGUGGCAUAUUUUCCUAAAAGCAUACUGAACCGAAUCAAACGAGGACUAAGUAGAAACAAACAAGGUCCCAACUAGUUUCGAAAACGAGUAUAACCAACGGUGAUAAUAAUUUUUCUACUUAUAGAGCGAAAACUCCUUUGACUCACCUCCUUUGUAAAAACUGAAGACGACGAGUGUAAAAAUUGAUUUAGUAUUAGUAAGCAUUUAAACGUUGAUCGCUUGAGGGCGAGGUCAAAGAUCUGAAUCGUGUAAAGAACAUAGCCAAUAAUAAUCGAAUAAUCGACUAGUCCUAACAAAAUAAUUGAAAUUAAUAAAUAGUCGUAAUAAAGAGAAGAGAUUCUACCUUUUAUAUAAAAAGUA
Drosophila bipectinata is the source of this 3100-nucleotide messenger RNA. It is a transcript of the gene oaf, whose product is annotated as out at first. The record is from RefSeq and is a predicted model, not a curated record. Lineage: Eukaryota; Metazoa; Arthropoda; Insecta; Diptera; Drosophilidae.